Messenger RNA from Ascoidea rubescens DSM 1968, 1705 nucleotides. RefSeq lists its product as uncharacterized. NCBI's taxonomy places the organism in Eukaryota, Fungi, Ascomycota, Saccharomycetes, Ascoideales, Ascoideaceae. The annotation marks the transcript as partial. The record is from RefSeq and is a predicted model, not a curated record. The transcript has a single exon.
CGACAGCACUGGAAGCAGCAGCAGCAGCAGCAGCACCGGAAGCAGCACCGGAAGAAGCAGCGUGUUUACGUUUUGCCCAAGUAGGAAAUCUAAACGGUCCUCGGCCCAGAAGCAGCAGAGCGUGGUGCAGCUGCUGGAGCUGGGGAAGUUUCCAGAAGGCUCCACUAUAAAUACGUCCCGUUCCCUCAUGGAUAAACUGUGCUGCACUUGCUCUCCUCUGCCUCUGCCUCCUCUGCUGCCUCUGCUUCUCGCCAUGUCCUAUCGCUCCUUGUCUGAUCCCACCCAGAAGAGAUAUCACAACCAGAAGAACCCAGCCAGCCUUUCCACUCGCAACAGCAUCUCUCCUCCCACCUAUCUUCCCUCUGGCAGACUCAACAUCGCUUCCCACAACAGUCCCAACGACGUCGACUCCAACUCCAACAGCCUCUCUGGCUCGUCCUCCAGCAUUCCUGUUGGCUACUCCAACCCCUACAACUAUCCUCCAGCAAACCCACAGUACAACCCUUAUGCCUUACCUGGGCCUUCCCAGCCAUAUCCAUACCAGCAUCCUCCAAAUGCUCCAAAUGCUCCUCCACACAUGCCCCAAUAUCUCCAGGGCCCUCCUCCUCCUCCUCCUUCGCAAUUGCCUGUGCCCAUACCUCCUGCUGGCCAGUAUCCCUAUCCACUGUCCUCCAACACCUCCCUCAUCUACCCCAACCAGUAUCCUCUCCCUUACACACAGCAGCAGCAGCAACAGCCCCUACCACACAUUCCCCAGCAACAGUAUCAGUCACAACAGCAAGCUCUGCUUCCUCACCUACAAUACCCAACCCCUCUACAGCAUCUACAACCUCAUGUCCAGCUAAAACCUCACCAGCCUAUACUGACUCAACUAAACCCAGUCCCAAAUCAAGACAAAAUUGACAUUUCUCCAGAGACUCCCCAGUCGCCCUCAAAAAAUCAGUUUCAUUCAAGUACAAACAAAAAAUCAAUCAAGUUCAAUCCUGCCUACAAAAAUACUGUUUUUAUCAACAACAAACUACCUUCAAUACCAAAUGAAGAGUCAAAUAAAAAAAAUUCAAAGUCAAAAAAUAGCAAGCUACCUGCUCACCAAUUUCUUAAUUUCAAUCCUGAUAACUAUAUACCUCCCAAUAGAAUGAGCUAUUCUGAUCAACACAAAACAAAAUCCAACCAAAAAAAUCAAUCAAGCUCUACUCAACACCAAAACCAAAGCCAAAAUUUACUAACUUUUAAAAAUCCAAACAUUUUAAAAGAAAUUGACGAAUGCCAUAAACUCCAACACUCAAACUCAAAAAUUAGAGAUAAUUUUGAAAAAAAGAUAUCAAAACUAAAUAAAGAACACCUGAAAAAAAUAAAACAAUUAGAAGAAAAAUAUAAAAGCGUUCAAAAAGCUGGUGAUAAAGAUAUAAAUGAUCUACAAAAUCAUUUAAAUAAAUUAGGUGGUCCCUACAAAAAUAUCAAUGACAUUGCCUAAUUCAUUCUAAUUAAAUUAAAUUAAAUUAAAUCAAAUCAAUUUAGUCAAUUUAAUCAAAUUUAAUCUUCUUAUCAUAAUAUAAUCAUAAUAUAAUCAUAAUAAUCAUAAUCAUAAUAUCAUUACACAAUCACAAUCAUUACAUUUGCUAUUGUUAUCGUUAUCGUUAUCAUUUCCAUUUCAGUUUCCAUUUCUAUUGUCAUAGGCAUUCUCAUUGUUUUGUUAAUUUUCUAU